This is a messenger RNA of Astrephomene gubernaculifera, 3136 nucleotides long. Lineage: Eukaryota; Viridiplantae; Chlorophyta; Chlorophyceae; Chlamydomonadales; Astrephomenaceae. The record is from the annotation of a GenBank genome assembly.
GAUUGCGCAAUUAAAGAAAACUGUGUAAAAGAAAGGGAAGCUGCUUUUUCAACACUAAACAGGCCCACAUUAUUUCCUAAAGCCGCGACUUGAAGCCUGACUCAAGUACCGCCUUCUUCAACCAACGAGACGAAAUGCUAUCGAUUGGUACUUGCAAUAUUUUUUCAGGCUCGGCGUAAAGAUAGUGGAUUGCGGCUCUGUGUCAUAAGCUAGGCAACCUUCCUCCUGCGUAAGGACGGCCUUCUGGGAUGUCAAUGCCAGCCGCAAGCCCGAUGACCGUUCUCAGUGAUGUCGAAAAGGUCACUUCAGCGGAUUGGGAGGACGAAGCUGUGGCCAAGGGACUAUACACCAGCAAGCAUGAAGCUCUACCUCCAGUUGAAAGGUCCUCUGCGGGCGCCCCAAGCGUUCGCAAUGCGACCGCAGCAAUUCGGUCGUCUUUUUCAGCUAGCAGACGGCUUCUGCGCCGUAACUCGACGGUUGAGCCCUCAACUCCCAAAGGAGGCCCCGGCAAGGGUGGCGGACGCGAGGGCACUGGGCUCGUGGGGACGCUCUUGCACGGGCUCGCGAAUGCAGUCGGAUUGAACCGCGAUCAUUCGCCUGCAGCUCAUUCACCUGCAGUUAGUGAUGUAAGCUUCUCUGAAAACAGCGUGCGCAGCAAGCUGGCCACCAGCCAGUCCCGCAGACUUGCCCGUUUGAGCAGUGCGGCAACGAUGCGCACCGAGUUGCAAAACUACGGCCAAUUUAGCGACCUGCGAAAUGACAGCUUCUCCUCUCCCUCAGCCGCCAAACUCAUGCGGCGCUCCUCACUGCUUGCGCGGGCAAUGGAGGCCAACGCCUCCGUCUCCUUGCCCCGACCGCCCGGCUUUCCACGGCUCAACUCGGACAACCUUUCGCAACCCGGCUCCCCAAGCCGACCCGCUGCCUCCUCCAGCGGCUCCGUACAGCGCGCCACAGCGCCCGGCAUGCUUAUCACCCGGGAUGUCCCUUUCGUGUCUCCCCCGCCUCGCGACUUACGGCCCACAAAGUCCCCCGCCGGUCCCAAAACACCCUCCGCCAGCGCUGUUCCCGGCCUGGACCGAGACUCCACCACACCGCUGACGGCCGCUGCGCUGGCUUCCGCAACCGUACCCGCCCCCUCCGCACCGCCCCCGCCCUCUCCACGGUCCUUCUUAGGACCGCUCAUCCGGCAGGCCUCCUCGCUGCUUCAACCCACCAGCCGUAGCCCGCAUCCGCCCUCUCAGCCACCACCACCUCCUCACCCACGACACUUCGGUAACAUCGACACUCCUGCCAUCCUAGCCACCCCAACCACAUCCAUCUCCGGCCAAGCAGAUCUCCUUCGGCCAGCGGUCUCUCCUUCGACCGCUGCUCCCUGGCCUGCUGGGAACCCCGUAGCAGCAGCACCACCAGCAUCAGCUCCCGCCCCAUUCCUCGACCCGCACUCUCCCUCAGGCUCCCGACCGUGCAGCGCAGAGCACCUGCCGCGCAUGGGGCCGCUGCCCGUGCAGCGCCUAAACAGCGUUCGAGACCGUCCUCCCACUCCCCGCAGCCGCCGGACUUCCCACACUGGCUCCGGCUCCGCCUCACCGCAGCCGCCGCCGCCCUCCACUCUCACCCGGGUACUCAACUCCUUCCGUCUUCCGGAUAUCAUCAUCGAAGGCGGAGGCCCUGCCGCCGCCGUAUCUGGCAAGUCGUAUACGGAGCGUAGCGCCCAUGGUGGCGGAGGCGGAGGCGGCGGUACCCUGUCGUUUACACGUGGCGGGGAUGUCAGCAUGACGCAGAGGCUGAGCAGCAGCAACCCCCGCGGCGGUUCGUCUUCCUCGGUUCCCGGCAACAGCCAACAGGGGGCUCCGGGGGCGGUACGGCCCAGCGGAGGGUCGUUUCUGACGCCCAGCGGCGGCAGCAUUAUAGGGCCCGGGGGUGCUGCCAUUCAAGCGUCGGCGGCCCGUCGAGCGGCUGCUGCUGCGGCAGCGGCGGCGGGUAGGGGCGGCUCGACGCCGCAGGUUUCUGGUUCCGGAGCUUCAGCGACUGGGAUUGUGAGACCGUCGGCUCCCUCUUCACUGGCGGGCGGAGUGCCACCAACAGCGACGGCGGUGACGGUGGCGGCGGCCGCGGCUGGUAGUAGUAAGGCCUCUGCGCCUCCGUCGCCGACGGCGAUGAGGAGCAGCUGUGUCGUGCAGCAGGUCCAGCCUGAUGAGGACUCCGCCGCUCUGGCAGCCGUGGAUGCGGAGUUCGACCGGCGCUUCCGCCAGUGUGCAAAUGCAUCCGCACCUCCAGCCGUCACCCCAUGCUUGUCGCCGGGAGCCGCUCAGCUGCAAAGGCUGCAGCAACGUGAAUACGGCGCAGCGGCUCCCGUUGUUGCCCCGACACAAGCGCCCCGGACACCCGGUUCCGCACGUCGGGGUGUUGGUUGUGGUGGUGGUUGGCAGAGCGACAACUACAUGGAGGGUGGCUGUGGUGGUGGUGGUGGUGGUGCAGGCCGCAUCAGCAACUCCGGUGGGCUUUGUGGGGUUGCGCGCAUCAGCAACUCCGGAGGUGUUGCUGGUGUUGCGGUCUGUGUUGGUGGCCGCGUUAGCAACAGCGGCGGUGUUGGCAUUGCCGGCCGAAUCAGCAGCAGCGGCUACGCUGGUGCUGGUGGCAGCGGUGGUGUCGUGGUGAUUGGCGGCCGAGUCAGCAGCAGCGGUUGUGGGAGCGAGGCGAGCGGGCUCCGACCGCCCUUCGCGUCCCAUGACGGCGCGCCCUCCCCGCCCGCGCCCUCCAUGAACGCCAAGAUGAAGCUCGCCAGCAUUCGUAUGUCAUGCGUGGAGGGCUUGGUAAGCGGGCCCAACACCUGUAGGGUGUCUCAGGACGGGCAUGCGCUUAGCGUGAUCCCUCCCUCGCCGCGUGGGGUCCUGUCGGCGCUGACAAUGUCCCCGGCUUCGACGCCCGGGCAGCCGCAGCCGCCGCUGCUGCAGCUGCCGGCGGCGACAGCGGCCGCGGCAUCUGCCGGCCCUGCAUCAGCGCUACCGGGGGUGUCGCCGCGUGACACUCGUGCAGCGCAAUGGUGAGCUGCAUGUCGUCGUCCGGGUGAGCGUGUGGUGUGGCCUUGUGAGUGAUGAGUGUCUGAAUGGGAAGCACUGGAAGAUUUCGGAGGGGG